AUGUUGAAGACUAACCCACCAGAAGAAGCGGUGGCCGGAAGUGCGGAACCACCACCUUCAACUACUUCCAUUAGAAGUAGCAAUGGCGUUGAAAUGAACACACAGUCGGAAGCGAAAAACACGACUACGCCCGGUGGUACCCGAAAAUAUGAUCGUCAUGACGCCGGCUGUUAUGAUGGCAUGUCUGACGAUGCGAGCGGCUUCAGCUCCAGCGGCGAAAGCCUCGCAUCAGCAAGAAGAUCGCACAGAAUGCGACAGCCAACGGCCGCGAACGACAACGAUGGCGGCAUGUCAGACUGUAGUCAAUGUCGUAAACAUCGCAUGGCGAAGGCGAGACGUAAUCGGCGGCGUAAAUCACGUUCACGCAGUCGUCGCCGCCGCCAUUAGAGUUAAGCGCUUCUUUUGAUCUUUUAAAAUUUUUGUCUCACAUUUAUUUCUUGUACAUUUAAUACGCGAAAUAAAGCGUUCGUGAUAUACCUGUAGUUAUACAUAGUACAUAUAUUUGGUCUUCAGUAUA
This is a messenger RNA of Rhagoletis pomonella (apple maggot), 517 nucleotides long. RefSeq lists its product as uncharacterized. The transcript is spliced from 2 exons. The coding region runs from base 1 to 387 and encodes 128 amino acids. NCBI's taxonomy places the organism in Eukaryota, Metazoa, Arthropoda, Insecta, Diptera, Tephritidae. The record is from RefSeq and is a predicted model, not a curated record.